Molecule: messenger RNA, 2337 nt
Organism: Fonsecaea nubica
Lineage: Eukaryota; Fungi; Ascomycota; Eurotiomycetes; Chaetothyriales; Herpotrichiellaceae
Exons: 9
Coding region: 1-2337 (778 amino acids)
Molecular function (GO): ATP hydrolysis activity; ATP binding
Source: RefSeq, a predicted model, not a curated record
AUGGCUGGCCCGACAACCUUGGAAGACAAAUUCACGGCCCUAGAGGCGAAGUUCAUCUCCCUGGAGAAGCGCUAUUGCGAAUUACAAGAGGAAACCGCUUUGUUGCGCAAGUCAUCAGUUGGCAAGACGGGUGCCAAUGAGAAUGGCGAGGCAUCUUCAAAGACAACAUUGGUGAAUGGAGCCACCGACAAACAUGCAACCUCCAAGGAUGCGGCGAGCAAUACCGACACAAAACCAUCGCCAGAGGAGACAGCGACAAUCCCCAAGUCGCGUGCGAGAAUUGUUAUCAACAGGACGGAUCUGUCGACCCAUGAGCGCAAAGACUUUCCUGCAGAAGAUCAGUCCACCACCCCUGACGAGUCUACCGACAACUCCCAUGCAUUCACCUUACGAAAAAUUGUAGGAGACAGUGAAGAUGAUGAAGGAGAGAUUGACGUUGUCGAUCCAAACCUGUGGGAACUAUUGAAAGGACUUCUUAGCCACUAUCCAUACCAUACAUUCCGUGGUUCACCGAGCACGAUCAAUUCACCCUAUGAAGCCUUGAUUCUCAAUUGGGACAAGUUAGAGCAGGCUUCUAAAGAAGAGGGUGGAACCGAUGCAGAGAAGCAAGCCCGGUCGGAUUUGAAACUUCUGCUUGACACAAUUACCAGCUCCUCUGGUGAUGCGAAGUUGGACAAAUAUUUCAAAACCCGGGAUUCCCACAGGCAGCAAAACUGCGUCACCUUCGACAAUCUUUGGACCGUCUUCUCUCCUGGCUCCCUUGUCUAUGGCAGACCAUUUCAAGGCCAAGAUCAAGUCUUUAUAGUCGAAGACAACUUUGGAGCAUGGCCAUACUUCAGUGAUUCUGCGCGACGUGAUCAGGCUAUCUGGACUCUGCUGGCCUGGACCUACGACUGGAACGGGAGCAUGUUCAAAAGAAGUCUAUUGAGGCUGGAGUUUGAAUAUUUUGAUGGCACCAAGCCGAUUACCUCCUUGCCUUAUUACCCUUUUGACCUCCACGAACAACAGGGUACGGUGAGGGAGAAUCUGAUCAAACAGGGGGUCCAAUUCCGCAGCUUCUGCACCGCCACCCAAGGGUCCCGCUUGUUCGACUACAGAGGAGAUGCCCUUCUUAUCAAGAAAGGCUUCUCCGGGGUUCAGGCAGAUGAUGAUACGGAUGAUGAACCCCGACCAUAUUUUGACGAAGAACUCGAGUAUUUAAGGCGAAGGCGAAUCUCGCGGUUGCAGAAUCGCUCUCCCCAUCCUAAAUCUGCACAUGUGAGCAGUCGAGUCAUGGUGGACUUCGAAUCAUAUUUCGUCUUCGGUCCAUCGGUCGCUCGCGUGGGGUCCCUGUGGCCAGACAAUACUAAUCCUCAGUGUAAUUGCAACGACUGCCGAGAGAACGACCUGUUGAACGAGGCCUUCAGAACUAAGUACGAUGAAGAAGCAUGUCAAAGGAGAGAUAAGCAAUGGGCUCAGCUGCAGGUGUCCCUUCUCGCGAAGAUCCCGGACAAGGACCCUGACGAUGCCUGGUCUACAAGACUCAAGCUCGCCGACGAUGGGAAAACCAAAAAGAUGAUUCUCGACCUGGUGGAUGGCCACGGCAGAAGCGACUCAUCAGAUUACAACCGCCUCGAAGUAGACGACAUCAUCGCCAGAAAGGGGAAAGGUUUGGUUAUUCUCCUUUAUGGACCGCCAGGGGUAGGUAAGACUUCCACCGCCGAGACUGUGGCACUUGCAGCCAGGAAGCCUCUGUUCGCCAUCAGCGUUGCAGAUGUGGGCACCAAAGCAAAGAAUGUUGAGGCAAAUCUGAAGAAGAUUUUCGACUUGGCUACCUCGUGGCAAUCUAUUCUUCUCAUCGAUGAGGCCGACGUGUUCUUGGAGAGUAGAGGACAGGGAGUCGCGGCUAAUACUGAAAGGAAUGCGCUGGUCUCAGUUUUCCUUCGAGUGCUUGAGUACUAUCAGGGAAUUCUAAUGCUUACAACAAACCAAAUCGCCAAAUUCGACGUCGCCGUCCAGUCCCGCAUCCACGUUGCGUUCAAGUACGUAAGUCUAAAUGAAAGUCAGACAAUGGGGAUCUUUGGGGGGUUCUUGCAACCAUUGGCCGAUAAAGGUCUUGUCAAAAAUUGGGAUGACAUCAAGGAAUGGUUGCUCGAGGAUGUGGUCAAGAUGGGCUUCGACGGCCGCCAGAUACGAAAUAUUGUGACCAGCGCGCUAGGUCUGGCUCGGGCUCAAGGCAAGAGUAGACUGGAAAAGAGUCAUAUCAAGCUGGUUCUCAAUAAUGUCAAGGACUUCAAGGACGAGUUUAUCAAGCAGUUUGAGAAGUACAAGACAGAGCAGGCGGGAGGAAGGGAAUGA